Choloepus didactylus (southern two-toed sloth) is the source of this 2991-nucleotide messenger RNA. RefSeq names its product TOR signaling pathway regulator (gene TIPRL). NCBI's taxonomy places the organism in Eukaryota, Metazoa, Chordata, Mammalia, Pilosa, Megalonychidae. Gene Ontology annotation, biological process: TOR signaling. The record is from RefSeq and is a predicted model, not a curated record. The coding region runs from base 193 to 1011 and encodes 272 amino acids. Gene Ontology annotation, cellular component: cytosol. The transcript has 7 exons.
GGAAGGCGGAAAGGAGGGCCCUGCGUCCCGAUCGGCCGUCAGGGGGCGGGGCGAGGCGGGGCCGGGCAUGGUAACGGCUCGGAAACCGAGGGGGUUGGGUCCGAGGGAGGCUGAGGAACCCGUGCCAGCUGCCGCCGCCGCCGCUUCCUUUCCAGCCUGUUCCGCGUGGCUCCCUCGGGUCCGGUCUCGGCCAUGAUGAUCCAUGGCUUCCAGAGCAGCCACCAGGACUUCUCCUUCGGGCCCUGGAAGCUCACGGCAUCCAAGACCCACAUCAUGAAGUCAGCGGAUGUGGAGAAGUUAGCUGAUGAGUUGCAUAUGCCAUCUCUCCCUGAAAUGAUGUUUGGAAACAAUGUUUUAAGAAUCCAGCAUGGCUCUGGCUUUGGGAUUGAGUUCAAUGCUACAGAUGCCUUAAGAUGUGUAAAUAACUACCAAGGAAUGCUUAAAGUAGCCUGUGCUGAAGAGUGGCAGGAAAGCAGGAUGGAAGGUGAACACUCCAAAGAUGUUAUUAAACCAUAUGAUUGGACCUAUACAACAGAUUAUAAGGGAACAUUACUUGGAGAAUCACUUAAGUUAAAGGUUGUACCUACAACAGAUCAUAUAGAUACAGAGAAACUAAAAGCCAGAGAACAGAUUAAGUUUUUUGAAGAAGUUCUUCUGUUUGAGGAUGAACUUCAUGACCAUGGAGUUUCAAGCCUGAGUGUGAAAAUUAGAGUAAUGCCUUCUAGCUUUUUCCUGCUGUUACGGUUUUUCUUGAGAAUUGAUGGGGUGCUUAUCAGGAUGAAUGAUACGAGACUUUACCAUGAGGCCGGCAAGACCUAUAUGUUACGAGAAUAUACAUCGCGAGAGAGCAAAAUUGCUAAUUUAAUGCAUGUUUCACCUUCCCUGUUCACGGAACCUAAUGAAAUAUCCCAGCAUUUACCAAUAAAGGAGGCCAUUUGUGAGAAGCUGAUAUUUCCAGAAAGAAUCGAUCCUAAUCCUGCAGACUCACAAGAAAGUACACUUGUGGAAUAGAAUCGGAUACAACAUGCACUCACCAUGGAAUCUGACUGGAGACCUUGGCUUGUUAGUAGUGGGGUACUUUUAUUAUGAGAAUUAAUUGCCUUGUUUAUGUACAGAUUUUCUGUAGCCUUAAAGAAAAAUAAUAAAAGAUUAUUGCAGGCAGGUACCACUCAACUAAUUGGUGUUUAUACUGUCUAUCUUCAGAUUCAUAUUACAGAUUUCUAUUUUCUGGAGUUAGAUUUGGCUUUCUAAAUUGUCACAAAGUGGUACUUCAGCAUAGUGAUGUAUCUGUCUCGAUGAGCAGUGGGCAUACUCUGCUUCCAACAUGAAGCAUGAGGAAGUUAAUUUAAAUCUCUGAAUUCCAAUACCUUGUGAAUUUCGUAGGAUUUCCUGAUUGUGCAUGUCAAGUGGUAAUGGCUCUUCACUUUUUGAUGUUUUUUGUACUUCUAGAGAGUUGUGACUUGCCACCUGGAAAGUUGAUCUCAUACUUUAAUGAUUAUCACCCACAAAUUUUUUUAAUGCUUCCCCCUCUAAAUUUGAAUUUAAUUUUCUUUUGAAAACUAAAGAAAGUGCUAGACAGUGAACCAAAAAUAACUAGUUCCCUUGGAGAACUUAAGCUUUUUUGUCCAUGGAAACACAUGAACAUAGUUUACCACUGACAGGUAGGAUGUCAGAGCUGCAAAGCUGUCUUUCUUCCUCCAUCUUUAGGUGCUUUUUCUUAUAUUUGAUUUCUCUUGUAUUGACAUUUCUGUACUCCCACUUCCUAUGAAACCUCACAGUGAGUAAAUCCCUUUAAUUUGGUACUGGUCCUAAAAGGUUUGAAGGGCUUAUAGGGAUUGUUUUUUUAGGAAAUAUUACAUUAGCACCUAAAACAACCAGAUUGAUUUUUGCUUAAAAUACUUGGGAAGUAUGUGUGGAGGGGGUUGGGGAGACUUAUUUUAAAAUAUAAAAGCCAGUUUUUCUAUUUUAAUAUUCAUCUUUCUAACAUUAUAGCAACCAGUAAAAUGUAAUUAAUUAGCACAGGACCCAGAUAGAUUCUACAGAAAGUACAAAAAGUAAAUUUAAAAUCCUCUUGGCUAUUUUAAUGAUGACCCUUUAAACAUUUUAUAUACUUUUCUGCCUUUCUAUGUGGUCUUCAUAAAGCGAACAGUGGUUGUAAGGCACCAAGUAAAAUGUAGGGGAAAAAAACACCCCUUUUUUUCUGAUUGGAAAUAACCGUUGUACAUAUUUCUACUUGAUGGAUAAAUCAUUAAAUAGGAAUACUUAGUUGAAAGUAUUAGCAGAGCUGUUCAGGUAUUACCUUGAAGAUACAUUUUAGUGAAAUACAUACACCUGGAUAUUCAUCACUGCCUAAACUAGUGUAUUAUGAGCCAAACUGGCAGGAUGUAUGUGAUCAGCUAAAUUAGCUAAAUUUGAUGAGAAAUGGUUUUGGUAUUUAUCUGCCUUCUGCUGCAUCACCUUCAUGGUAUAGAAAAUCAGGAUUUUGUUGGCUUUAAGAAAAUACAUGGCAAGGUCACUGUAUAUUAACUAUACCUAUAUUUUCUCUUAGGACAGGAAAGUGUAUAUAUUGUACUCAGCUUUCUGCAUUUUAUUUGCCAUGAAGAUUUGAAUAGAGACAGAACUUUAUUCAUGCAAAUUAUAAAAAAUGAAGACCUGUAAGAAUAUUAGUUGGAGUUUCUGGCCUACAUCAUAUCUUUUGUGUAUAUAUAUAAUUUUUUUAAACUUGUUGAUUCAGAUGUCUUAGUUCCUGAGUCAGUCUUAGAUUACUUAGGGAUUCCAUUGUUAAAAAUUGUAGAGAAUUAAAAGAAUUGACAUUUUUUUCUAGAGGGUGGCACAUGGGUAGGAUGAGUGUGCUUCUGAAAACUUUAUUAGUGUAUUACUGUGGAGAAUACAAGAAAAGUUGUUUUUGCCCAUUGCUAAAUAAGAUAUACCAUUUUGUAUUUAUUUGUUCCAAGUGUCUUUUUGUAAAAUGAGAAUAAAAAUAAGAAAUUA